CUGUUACUGUCAGUGUCACGUACCGAUCAGCUGUUUUUGUUUUCGGCGUAUUUAUUUUUCAUUUUAGAAAAAUAAAAGCUCGUCCUAAGAGCAGACAUUUUAAAUUUAAACGAGUCUUUAGUUGACACUCUUCAGCUAUGAAAAUGCUUGCAAACGCACUGCGACAAGUUAACUUGGGAAAAAUAAGUAGGACUCCACUUUUGAGUGGUGUCCGCUGCAAGAAUGCAUACCAGGGUGAGGGCAAGACCACGGUGCGCGUCAUCAACCAGGAGACGGAGCUCGGGCUCAUGAUCGACACCUACGCCACCUAUGGCUUCAGAUUAAAUAAUGGCGUUACUGUGCUGGGACCCAUGGCUAUAUUUCCAAGGACGGUGUUCUCGUGGCAGGUGGACAAGGCGACAGACAUCACCCCAGAGUCACUACGGUUUUUCAAGAUCCUCGAGCCCAAGAUUGACUUGCUGAUCCUGGGCCUAGAGACAAACGACCGCACAGUGAUCUCCUCCGUGUUCAAGAGCGGGCGCGCGGCCGGGCUCAACAUCGAGAUCCUGCCGAUCGAGCACGCCGCUAGCACCUUCAACUUCCUCAACGCUGAGGGCAGGUCGGUGGCGGGCGCCAUGCUGCCGCCGCUCACGCUGCACAUGUCGGACGACGACAUGCUGCGCGCCAGCAUGCACUACAACAACCUCUACGACAAGGACCUCAAGUAGUCGAGACCAUAGGGAAAAUAAACUACGAUAAUGGAGACUAUAUAUAUAUUCCAUUCCACGGGGAAAGACAUCUGACAGAACCCGUAUUACAUUCGAAUAAGGGUAGUUUUGGUUUGCAUCAGAUGUCUUUCCCCGUGGAAUGGGAUAUAGUUUAUAAUGUAACGACACGAGAAAGACUUUGAGAUAGUUUCCUCACAAAGUGGCGCCUCUAGCGGAGACUAUCGUGAAACUUUUAACUACUUUAACAUUUUAGUCAAAAGUUUCAUGAUAGUCUCCGCCAGAGGUGAAACUUUGUAUGGGAGGAUGCUAAAACUUUCAUUCUCGUAGUCAAUAAAUGUCACAACACGCACCUGGCAUACAUGAUCGGUCAAAACAAAACACAAGUGACAUAAAGUUUGCACUAGAGGUUUUAAAUUCAAAUUCCUAUAUGUAUGGAGAUACUAGCCGAUGAAGUGGAUGCACUUGUAGGAAUUUCUGUAUAAAGAAUACUGAAUGAUGCGUCCGUUGCGUACAAUCCGAUAGAUGAACGCUUACCUUUUUAUUAUAAUACUUGAAGGAGUUUGUAAAUAAGAAUAUAGAGCUAAGUUAUUUUAUUGUCUGUUUGUUAACUAAUUAGGUAUUUAGUAUAGGUUAUUAUAAAUUUAGAGAUUAAAAGAGUUGAGAAUAAAAAAACUAUGUUUUAUCUUUUAAAAAUUCUUAUUUAUUAUUGUUGACUAGAUAACUAAUACAAAUUAGAUGCCUCAUUCUUAUAGUUAGUCUUAAUUUACGAGAAGUCAAUAAAAGUUAACCAAAGAUUAACAUAAUUCAUGCUAAUAAAGUAUAUACUCGCUUUCUUGCAAACAGCUACAUAAUGAUUAAGUAUUUAAUGGAUGGUUAACUUUCAAUAAAUCAAUCAUAAAGUGUGCCUAUCCGUGAUACAAUUAGAUUUUUACACAGAAAUCUUAAUAUAAUAAGAAACUGAUGAUAAUAAUAGCACUUAAAAUCUAAACUUGGUAUUUCUAAUACUGUACGAAAUCAA
This is a messenger RNA of Plutella xylostella (diamondback moth), 1725 nucleotides long. RefSeq names its product NADH dehydrogenase [ubiquinone] 1 alpha subcomplex assembly factor 3. Gene Ontology annotation, biological process: mitochondrial respiratory chain complex I assembly. NCBI's taxonomy places the organism in Eukaryota, Metazoa, Arthropoda, Insecta, Lepidoptera, Plutellidae. The record is from RefSeq and is a predicted model, not a curated record. Gene Ontology annotation, cellular component: mitochondrial inner membrane.